Messenger RNA from Nicotiana tabacum (common tobacco), 646 nucleotides. RefSeq lists its product as uncharacterized. NCBI's taxonomy places the organism in Eukaryota, Viridiplantae, Streptophyta, Magnoliopsida, Solanales, Solanaceae. The record is from RefSeq and is a predicted model, not a curated record.
AAGAAAGUUCAACUCAAACCACAGUGGGCUGCUUUUACGAAUGAAACCGUUGUUUGUGAACUCAAAGACCUUUUCCACCGUAAUUAUAACGGUGUUUUCUCCCACAACACAAAAACAUCUGGGAAGAUAAGACUUGCCUAUCAUUGUGGGGAAAAAAUGCAGUUUGUUGAUCGGAAGAAGAAUAGGUUGUCAGCAAGUAGUGGAGUAGAUAAGUCGAUGAGGAGAGAAAUUCCUCGAGUUACUCUGGCUUCUAUUGAAUCCUUGUCUGUACCACUUGUGCAGGAAGUUGUGUUCUUGGCGGACUACCGGUGCACCAAGUGCCAGCAGAGGGUGGCCGAAGUGAUGUCAAAGAUGAAUGGAGAAACGGAAUCUGUAUUGGUAAGUGUGCUGGAGAAAAAGGUUACUCUAACUUGCAACUUUUCAAAGGAGUCAGAGGGACGAGUAGCUUCAAUCUGCCGGAAUCCCUUCAACAGAUUUACUUUCGUGAUGCGGAUGUUCCUCUCUUCUUGCUGCUGAUCCAUAUACGUCCACCUUGAUACAUUUUAAUAAUUUCUAUGUACUUUCGAGUUAGUCAUGUUAUGCAUUUGACACGUGUAAUUAAAUGUGCUACAUGGAGAAAUAAAAGAAAAGUUAGUUUACCCCAAAA